Molecule: messenger RNA, 636 nt
Organism: Pogonomyrmex barbatus (red harvester ant)
Lineage: Eukaryota; Metazoa; Arthropoda; Insecta; Hymenoptera; Formicidae
Cellular component (GO): nucleolus
Molecular function (GO): enzyme binding
Source: RefSeq, a predicted model, not a curated record
UAGUUAUAGUUCCACGAACUCAAUUAUAGAUGUUGGUGGCGGUAAUGUACGGCGAUUUCUACGGUGUUAGGAAAAAGGUCGGGAUGACCGCUCUGCAUCACCCAAUUCGUUAUAUUUGCAGAAUCGUGAGAUUCAAGGAAAUGUCUAAUUUACUCGUACAUAAAAGUUUGGAAUUAUUGGGUUACGAAAAAGAUUUGCAGAAAGAACAAAAAAAGAAAAAGAAGAAGAAACGUAAGGAUAUCAAAUACAAAGGAGCCUUGGAUCUAAUUCCUCCUAAACAUAGGAUCAUUUCCAAAAAUGAUAAGACAGAUCUUGGCACUAUUUUGGGCAGAUCCAGCAAAACUACUGUAUAUGAAACCCAGAAACGCUUAGCUACUCAAACAGAUCCUACCGAUGAGAAUGUACAACGACUCCUUUUACUUAGCAAUAAUAAAAUAAAUCCUGGAACGACGAAUAAUCUGUUGCAACGUGCUGUUGGAAAGAAAUAUAUUCAACAACAAGAAAAACCCAAGAAAUCAGAAAAGACAGCUUUCACGGAAGAAGACUUUAAGAAGUUUGAGCAGGAAUACAUUGGAUAAAAUUAAUAGUAUUAUCGAGUCACAGAGAACAACGCGCGUUACGUGUGUUUCGGCAAAA